CAUAUGUGUUUAUGCAGAUAUUGGUUUCUCGCGCUCUUUUUUUAUUUUUUCUGCUCAAUAUUUUUGAUAUUCAUUAUUUAUUAAGUUUAUUAAGCUUAGCUAGAGUGCACACCUUGUACGCAGUUUCAUCGUUGCUCGAUAAAAGAAAGUCGGAAUUCAAAUCAUUAUGAUGCAAAUCAUCCAAAAAUUUUUUAAACCAUUGCCAACGAUGGAGGUAAACCAAAAAGAAAAUGAGCUUCACCUGUAUUCAAUAAACGAAAAUGAGCACAUUGGAGCGAUAAAUUCUACUGUUAGUGGGACCGAUACGUAUAGAACAAUAGUGGUUCUCGAUUCUUCUCUGGCCGUGGCAGCACGAUUCGUCAAAGAAAUAUUACCGUUGGUCAUAUCAAAAGUGAAAAAUUGGCAUUCUUCUGUGCGAUUAAUUACUUUCGGAGACGAAAGCGUUGAGAAAUAUCUAUCGAAAACAGAACUAGGCAACUUUAAUUUGAAGUGUGGAGGAGAUGGAGGAGCAACUAAUCUCACGCCUGCGAUCGAAAAACUUCGCUUAUUUUUGGAAUCAAGUUCAACGAAUGCAAGGGAUUUGUUUGACUUGCUAACAAUUUCUGCGGGAGAAAUCAGCGAUCGUGAAAAUGCAGAACGGGAAGCAAAGAAGCUGACUGAUUUCUUAGCCAAACGGGGUUGGAGGAUCAAUUCGCAAGCAGUACGACUGUUCACUGGGUCGAAUAAACCGGAUACGAAGGCAUUGUCCUAUCUUUUGCAACUCAACAAUUCAACGGCAGCUAAUAUUUCCGAUGUCGACGUAUCGACAUCAUCGAAUGAAACGGUUGCGAAUGAAAUUGCGGCUCUUUUUCCAGAAAAUGAUUUUCGAUACAGAAUUCUUAAUGUCGACAAAUCAAUAAAUUUACGGUACCCGUGGAUGUCGUUCCAAUGGCAUCUGUUCAUAAUGACAAAAGGAUGGAACAUCUUUUGGUUGAAACAGCUGCCAACAGCAGACGUAGUGAAGCUUCAAGACGGGUCCGUCAACGUAGUCGUCGAGGGUCAAUUAAAUCUUGCUAAAUUUCAGCAGCUGAUGGCAAAAAAAUUGCCGGACAUUAUUUCUCACAUGACAAUUUUAAAAAUUGUCGGUACGGUCGAGGCGAACGAAACUGUGGACCAGAUAUUUUCGUACUUUGCGAGCACCGAAGAUGCCAUAGCUGUCAAAUGUUCAACUCCAAAUAAUAAGAUCAUUACAAAUGUACUAGCUGAAAUUGCGAAGUAUAAGCCCGAUUUCAGUGAUUCUGAGGAAAUGAUUGAAUUUCAUCGCAAUCCGAUUAAAGCCAUGGAAGACCGCACGGAGAAGGAACGUCUUAAGCGAGAAGAAGAGGAGCGUUUCAUGCGUGAGGAAGAGGAGCGUCUCGAGCGAGAAGAAAACGAACGUCUUAAGCGAGAAGAAGAAGAACGUCUUAAGCAAGAAGAAGAGGAACGUAUGAAGCAAGAAGAAGAAGAACGUCUUAAGCAAGAAGAAGAACGGAUGAAGCGAGCUGAAUUGGAUCCUUUGAAGGGAGCAGAAACGGAACAAGCACCUCUAGUGCUGGAAGAAGAGAUGAAUGGCGUUGGCAAAUCCGUUUCGAAUGUGAUCAUUCAAACGGUUUUCAUCAUUUAUGAGCAGCAGUCUAAGGCGAGUAUAAGUCGACGAUUUACGGAAGAAAUCGUACCGAUGAUGUUGUCGAAAUUCUUUCAUGAAAGCCACCAAGUCGUUCAAUUGGUGACAAUCCUUCGACACAGGACAGCUACUGCACAAACCAUUCAGUCACUCGUUCAAACACUGGACGCAACGAAACGAAUUCGAAUUUCGGUGGUAGCGAAUGGAGAUGAUGUUGAACAGCAGGAGAUCGAAAAUUUUGCGGAAACGGUAAUCGAUUUACUCAGCCAAUCUGGUUACUCAUUCGAAUUGCAAGUGGUGAGACUUGCCUCAGGCAACGUCAACAAAUGUAAAUUAGUCGACAUCGAGACGACACAUGAAAUUUUUGCGAAUCCAAUUGCUUGAGUAAUGCCAAAGCACUGUUUUGCUUUUAUAAUUUUUACAUUUUAUUUACCAGUUUUACACAAUACAAAGUUUAAAAAAAUUCAA
Messenger RNA from Bradysia coprophila, 2110 nucleotides. RefSeq lists its product as uncharacterized. The record is from RefSeq and is a predicted model, not a curated record. NCBI's taxonomy places the organism in Eukaryota, Metazoa, Arthropoda, Insecta, Diptera, Sciaridae.